This is a messenger RNA of Gongylonema pulchrum, 390 nucleotides long. Lineage: Eukaryota; Metazoa; Nematoda; Chromadorea; Rhabditida; Gongylonematidae. The record is from the annotation of a GenBank genome assembly.
AUGGCGCCAAUAAGCGACUGCGAGGCGUCGAUAAACGAACUCAUCGAGCAAAUACAACCAGAUCGCUGGCCCGUGCCACAGGGCCAUCGUCCACUUCGCGCUACCGGCAGUGCACUUGCUGUUGCAGUUACGCUGCUCGAGGUGUGUUUCCCGAAUACGGGUGCGCGGAUCAUGACAUUCAUUGGUGGCGCUUGCACGCAUGGUCCAGGCGCUGUUGUGGGUGAGGAACACAAAAAUCCGAUUCGCUCUUGGCAUACAAUCAAGGAGGACAGUGCCUCAUAUAUGAAAAAGGUGAGUGAAAUUGUACGUAGUGUAUUUAGUGUUUCAGUACGAACUGUAGUAAAGCUGGAGGCGAAUCAUGCACGACUUUCCACUUUCGGGAUUUUCUGA